CUCCUCUGUUUGGGAAGACCGUCCCACAGGGCUGGGGAGGUAACUGAGGCUGCCGCCAUCCCUCUUCCUUUGUAGACCCCACCUACACCGGACCUUCUGUUCCUAAGUGGGAAAGGGCCAAGCCAGCUUUGGAGUUGGCUGACUCCUCGGAGACCCCAUCCUGUGGUUGGGGAGGAAGGGGCAGCACACAUGUGACCACACCUCCAUCCCCCUGCUGCCCAAGUUUCUCUGGGGUGGACGGCAGCAAGGGGCCCAAGAUGCAGCACUGAGUAUGGAUUCGUCACAGGGCUGUGGACUCUAGGGUCCCUGGACAGUGUGGGGGUUGAGGGCAUGCCAGCCAGAGGGACCUGGGGGAAAUGGGGUACACCCAGGUGUUCACACCAAAUGGAUUGGGUGAGAUGGCAGGGGGCCUUGAAUGCUGGGAGAUAGGAGUUGCUUCCCAAUCAAGGGGGAGCAAGGCCAGUGGGGUAUUCUUUGACCUUGGGCCUGGAGCUGGGCAGCACUGCAGAGCAAAGCUGCCAGCUUGAACUGGGCAGAGGGGCUUCUGGGGCCAGAAAGCAGUGGGGCCUAGUGCAGGAUGGGGUGAACGGACCAGGCUGGGAGCCAGGACCCUAUGCAGGCUGGGGGCCUAGCACCCCACAUCCCCCAGGAUGUAAUUCAUGCCAUGAAGAGAGAUAGCCAUGUUAUCUUCUUCCCAUGAAAACUGGGGUGCAGGGAGGUUAAAGCCUUGUUCAAGGGCACACAGCGCUGGGCAUCUGGCUGGGUCUGGCAGCACCCCUGGAACUCCUGGCCAGCCUCUGGGGCCGUGAUGUCCACCUUUCCCACCCCAGCCCCCAACUGCCAGCUCCAGGAUGGGAGAAGGCAGCCAAGUUUCUCCCAGAAAGGCCCAAGGUCAUACCUAGCCUGUGUCCUCAGCCUGGACCUCAGCCCUGACCCCAGCCCAGGGCGACUCACACCACCAGCAUCAGGUCACACCACUGUGCCUUUGCCACACCCUGCUCAUGGCACUAGGAGCCCCCUGAUACAAAGUUGUCUGAGUUAGUAGCCUAACUUGUCCCCAGAACCAGGGCCUCCACUGCGGCUCAGUGGCAGGGAAUACCCAGGUCCCACUGGUCCCACCUUUCUUGCCUUCCCAGGUGCCUCUGCUGGGGCCUCCAACUCCCCACCACCACUUGCUUCCCGAACCCCAAGUCCCUGCCAGGCAGAUACCUGGAGUCCUCUGAGGGGGAGGCCUGGCCCUGUUCCAGCCCAAAGCCUAGAUGCCCAGGCCUAGAUAGCACCCCGCUGGCCUGACCUGGGUGGUGAGAGCUGCCACCCAGUGUACCCUCUUUUCUCGACCUUCUCAGGGGCCUCACACCUGCCCCCAGGGCCUGCUGCCCACUUCCCCUGGAGAAGAGGGUGCCCUCUUCCAGCAGCUGCUGCAAUGAGGUGAGGAGCUGGGGUGUGUCUGGGAAGAGAUGGUAAGAGCCUGAGGUCUUUGGGCAAUGGAGCCAUCCAUGCCCCUUCUGCCCUGCUCAGGCUCCUGGCCACUUAUCAGCCUGCUCCCCGGCUUUCAUGGCUUCCAUCGGCCUGGGUCAACUCAAAAUCAGAUCUUAGACAGCCGUCAUUAGCCAGCCUGCUUCCCACUGGGCCCCCCAGGUGUGGAGGAGUGGCCCUGGGCUGGGGCUUGGGGUGUGAGCAGUCUGGCCAGGCCCUGCCCAAGUGUCCCCCCCGCCGCCUGCCACACAGCUUCAGCCCCCACUGCUGUGCCUGUCCUCACCCACCUUCCUGCCACUGAACGCUUUCCCUGGCAGCAGCCAGAGGCCCAUCUUGCCUCAGUCCUUUGGCUGGACCCCACCCCAGAUCUGGCUUCUGGCCAGCCACCCCUCCUCCACCCAGUCUCCACCAGAGGGGCCAGGGCCAUUCCGAGUCAGCCUGGGAGGUGAGUGGGUUGCUUCCGCUCCUGAGCAAACCUCUCCAGCUUGGGGCGCCUGACCCCACAGGCCAUAGGCAGCGUCCCCAUUCCUGCCCAGAUCCUGGGUGAGCCCACCCAGAUGUGAUCCCCUAGACAAGACCCCAGGAAGUGAGACCCCCCCCAGUGGUGGACCCACAGGGUUCUACCCUCCCACUGCUGUUCACAGCGCCCUCCUGCCAGCCUGGUUGGUAGGGUGGGCUGGGCCCAGAGUCCCCCCACCAAGCCAGGCAGCACAGAGGAGGGGUCUAGGUGCAGACCCACGUUGGUGGUGAGCAUCGGGGCAUGGGGGUGUCCUCUGGGAGUUGGCCCAGGAGCUGUGCCUGGACAAGGGUAUAGGCACGCUCCCCACUGGGCAGGAAGGGAGGAGAGUGGAGGCUGGGCCAGCCACUGGGCUGCACCUGUGCCCUCCAGGUGGUGGUGGGUGUCUGGUUCCGUGUUCGUUGGCAGGUAGAAGGUCUGGCCUGCCAAAAUGCUCCUGGCUCUGCCCUUGUGCUGCCCCCUCAGCAUGCCCCCGGGGCCCUCUGGUCUCCACGAGCCUCCCAGACUCUGUCCUCUGUGCACCCCCUUCCUGAAGGUGAGCCCAGCAGUGUUCCCUAGGCCCCAGCCCCACCCCUCCCGUCAGCUGCCCUCUCUUCUGUCUUCGCUGCCUCAAUGGCAGGAGCCAGACAUCUUCAGGGCACAGCCACCAGGGGGCCCUCGAGGAGCACUAGUUGCCUGCUGUCACCAAGACAGCGUCACUCUUGGGCUGGCCAGGUGCUGCCGCGUGCAGGGGACAGCAGUCUGAAGCCCAGUGGCCUGCCCACAUCCACGCAGGGCCUGCUGUGUUGAGGCCUCUUUGCUGGUGCUGGACGAGGUGGGCACUAGGGCUGCAAGGCAGAGACAGCCCCACUGCUGACCCUGUGAUGCUCUAGGGCUGCUAACCUUGUCCAUGUGCGUAGUCCUUCCGCCUGUGGCCCAGGGCACCCGGCGCAUCAGGAGGCCAGGUUUCAGGGUGAGAUGGCAGGAUGAGGCCCCCAACUUUCCCUUUGACUCACGCUGUCUCACCCCUUUCUUUCGUUCUAAACCACUGUGGCCCCCCUUCCCAGCCCCUCAUUUCCCACCAGCAAGUUCCCACGACCUGGCCACUGUGGCUACCAACCUGUGCUGGCCUUCUUGAGGUGGGGUAGCCCAGCCCAGGACGCGGUGGGGAGGCUGCGGGUGUGGGUGGGGCCUGUGGCAAGGUUCUGCCAGGCUGGCAGAGCAAACAGGAAGGAUGGCCAGGUCCCUGGAGGGCUGCAGCAGGAUCCUGUCCUUCCUGUGGCCCCCUCCUCCCCGCUGCAGGGAGAAGAGGUGGGGCGAAAGGAGGCUCAAGGCCAGGGCGUGGCUCCCCUGGGGUUGCCCUGCCAGGAAGCAUGUGGGGGUGAGCCAAGACCCAGGUGCCCUGUGGUCAUCGUCCUAUACCCAGGCGGCUCUGGAAGGACGGGCCCGGUGGGCCCUCUCUGGUAGGGUCAGCAGGGAGCAGAGCCAUGUCUCAGGCCAGCCGAUGGCUUCCUGUGUCCCCACAGCCCUCCCUCCCCUGUCGGGUCUUGCACAAGUUUCCGCAGUGCGGAGGUUAUGCUGGGGCAGGGAGCAGGGGGAAUCUCCAUGGGGCCCUGCUACCUCCCCUCUUCUGGACUUCCCCUCACCCCCCUGGGGUCUGCUGCCAGCUCCCCAGGCACCACCCUUCACAGCAGCUCUGCUCUCGUGGUGGCCAGGAGCGUGUGGGCCCCAAGAGUGGCCAUGGCAGGGCAGGGCCUCUAGGAGGGCUCGUGGGCAGUGGACCUGGCCAGCAGUUCCUGGUUGUUGUUCCUUCCCUGGGACCUGGUCUGGGGCCUCAAGAAACCUGACCAUCCUGGGGCCUCCAGGACACUGAGAAGAAGGCUGGGCUUCAGCAUGCCUCACUAGGGACCAGUCUUGGACAACGGGCAGGGUGAUGUCCAGCUGGGGUGGAGGGAGUUGGUGGGGCACAGCCUUGGCUGACAGUGGGGUGCAGCCACAGCUGGGGCCUCCUCUGCCUGGUUGCCAAGACCAUGAGUCUCUAGGCCUCCGGGCUAACCUGCACGGCCUCAUGGCAACCCCAGCCCAGAGGGGUCACAGCGAAAGGGGAAGGAAGUGGACCCCCAGGGCAGCCAGAGGGAGGCCAGGGGAUCUGAAUCUCAAGGUUUCCUUUUCCUGGAGCGGGCGCCAGCCCCCUGCACUCUGGCGUCAGGAACAGAAUGACUCCUUCCCGUUCCAGCCUGGAAAGCCCCCUGCUUGCUCUUGCCCAGCUGUGGCCAAGAGGAGGAGACCUGGAGACCCCUGAGCAGUCCCAGGCCCCCAGCUGGUCUGAGCAGCCCCUCAGCCAUGGGCCAGCCUGCACUGUCCCUGGGCAGGAUACCUGUGCAAUGUGCAGCAGCCCCCGUACCACCCUGCCCCACUCUGGGGCCUGGCAUCUCUCUGUCUGUCGUGGGGCCUCAUUUGGACAGACCCCUCUCUGGAGAUCUGGGUUCUGAACACGAGGCGGUUCCUAAGGGCACAGGGUGGGGCAGGGUGGCCCAAUCCGCGGCAGCAGGAGAAACCUCAGGCCCAGGCAGAGAGCUGAGCACAGCACAUCUGCAAGGGUCAGGCGGCGGGAAGAGCAGGUCGUCAGCGGGGAAGUGGGUGAUGUGGCUGGAACAGUGGGCGGGAGGGUGGUGCCAGCCCUUCUGGGGUGCCCCACCUGGGUGCCUUCCCCGAGGCCAGCCAGGCCCUCCUCCUGCCACCCUGUGAGCCUAGGGUCACCUCUGAGCCUCUUGGCAGACAGCGGGUGCCAGGCUGAGCCCCCACACCUACGCGCCUGUCCAGUCGCCGCCCCCAGGCUGCCAGAGCCCCAGGGGGCAGGGAAGGUGGUGAUGCCAAGGCCUCCCCACCCCCUGCGGGGGCGGGACUGGGACGGGAAGGUGGCCUCCUUCCCUCACCUUGGGGAGAGGAAGGAGCACUCCUGGGGGUUACGCGUGUGGGCGAAGCUGUGAUUUCAGGGUGCCUCUGCCUCUGGCUGCUGUGAUUUCAAGGCCAGGGUUUCCUGGGUGACUGAUCCUGGGAGUCUGGCCGGGGGCGGCAGUGGAUGAAAAAUGCCCGUACUGGCUAGAUGGCGGCUGAGGGCCUGGUGGAGCCUGGCUGGGGGGGCCCUGCUCUUGGCCCUCUGGCUUCUGUGGCCUCCCAGGCUAGUCCCUGGGGAGACCCUGGAGCCCCAGCCCACACUUACCAUCCUCGUCUGGCACUGGCCCUUUGCUGACGAGCCCCCGGACCUGCCUAGCGACACCUGUACCCGCUUUGGGGCCACCCACUGCCGCCUGAGCGCCAACCGAAGCCUGCUGGCCAGUGCUGACGCUGUGGUCUUCCACCACCGUGAACUGCAGGCACACCGGGUCCGGCUGCCCCUAGACAGGCGGCCGCAGGGGCAGCCCUGGGUCUGGGCCUCCAUGGAGUCGCCCAGCCACACGCAUGGCCUCAGGCGCCUCCACGGCAUCUUCAACUGGGUGCUGAGCUACCGGCAGGACUCGGACAUCUUCGUGCCCUAUGGCCACCUGGAGCCGCGCACGGGGCCCCCGCCCCCGCCACUGCCAACCAAAAGUGGGGUGGCCACCUGGGUGGUCAGCAACUUCCAGGAGCGACAGCAGCGGGCGCGACUGUACCGUCAGCUGGCGCCUUACCUGCGGAUAGAUGUGUUUGGCCGGGCUAUCGGGCGGCCACUCUGUGCCGACUGCCUGCUGCCCACCGUGGCCCGCUACCGUUUCUACCUGGCCUUUGAGAACUCUCAGCACCGAGACUACAUCACGGAAAAGUUCUGGCGUAACGCGCUGGCGGCCGGCACUGUGCCUGUGGUGCUGGGGCCCCCGCGGGCCAACUACGAGGCUUUUGUGCCGCCCGACACCUUUGUGCACGUGGACGACUUCGGCUCGACCCGGGAGUUGGCCGCGUUCCUGGCCGGCAUGAACAAGACUCGCUACCAGCGCUUCUUUGCCUGGCGCGACCAGCUGCGCGUGCGGCUGGUCGGCGACUGGCAGGAGCGCUUUUGCGCCAUCUGUGCCCGCUACCCCCACCUGCCUCGAGGCCAGGUCUAUGAGGACCUUGAGGGCUGGUUCCAGGCCUGAACGCCGUGGGCUGUGGGAGUCCCAUCAGGCAAAAGCAGAGACUGUGGUCAGAGGCCAAGGGGUGAGGGAAGGUCACGGCAGGUUGGCAGGUCAGGCUGGGGAGGCUGCUUGGAGGAAGAGGCUGGUGGGCACUGGGGAUGCGGAGGGAAGGGCAGGGAGGAACUUAGGUGGGGGCACAGCACCCACCUUCCAGGAAUCUUGGGUGGGACCCUGGCUGUCCUGGGACGUGGGGUGGAGAGGGGCUAGAGUCAGGGCCCUGGGGCUGGGGGCAUCCCAGGCUGUGGUUGGCAGGGGGAACCCAGAUGGCCUGAUCGGGAGAUGUGAGCAUCACCCUCCUCCUUCCACAGCGGCUGAGCCCCCUCCCCCCCCCCCAUGUGAGCACCAGGUGCAGAGAUGAACAGACCAGCACAUGGUGGGUCCAGUGGAUUGGGGCACUGAGGCAGUAGAGAUCUAACUAAUAUCGAGCGAGGAUGGCUGUGUCCAGUCUUUGCAGAGGUGGGUGGGCCUCCGUGUACCUGCCCCCACUUCAUGCCCAUCUGCCAUGGCCCCCACCAGGCCUCCUGCUCCUCGCUGGCCUCCCACCUGCUCCAGCCUCAGGCCCUGUCCCCUAGCUCACCCCCACUCCCUUCAGCCCCCUAAAUGGCACCUUAUUGGAGAUCUGUCCCUGACUCACAAAGGGCAGAGGUGGGUGGAGAGCUGGUGCAGGGAGAGUCUGGCUGGGGUUGAAGGUGUCCCAUCUCACAGUGCCUGGCAGGAGGGGCGUCCAGGGGCAAUGGGGCCUGAUUCUGCGACUUGGAGUUCCUUCUGACUGCUGGUGGGGGUAUCAGGUGGGCGGUGAGGGGCACAACAAGGGGGGGGCAGCCCCCUGGCCAGGUGACCCCUUGAUGGGACUGGAUGUGAAGAGGAGAGGGGCUCAGCGGCCUCUAGGCAGUGCUGAGGAAGGAAUCGGGGCCAGUCCCUCAGGCCCCGCAGGGCAGGGGCUGGAGCUGAGGGGCAGCCGGCCGCUGAGCUGUCCCUGCCCCACGUGGGGGUGGGCGGCCGUUGAGGCAGGAAGCCGUGGUUCGUGGCUCCAGCUCCUUCCCUCCCCUAACGGCAGUGGCUUGUAGAAAGGCCUGCCAGUCAUUUCCUGCCCUUGACCCAGCCCUGUGUGUUGACCGGUGAGAAAGAAGUGUCUCCAGGCUUGGGGGGGGCGGAGGUGGAGGCUUGAGCUCCCAUCCACCUGACCAGAGCCGGCCCCCGCUGGCUGCAGAGAAGGAGCUGGGGCGGGGGCUGUGCAUUUUAGGUGCACCCUCUAUGUGUGCCCCAAACACUGGACGCCACACCCCCCCAUCACAGGUGGGGAAACUGAGGCUGGUGAGGAGCUAUCAGAGCGCCCCACUGGGCCCUCCCCUCCCGCAGUUCCGGUCGGCCCUCUGCUGCCCUCUGCCGGCCUCAAGGGGAGUCACCCCGAACCUCCGCAGCCCCUUUCUGCCUGACCUGGGAUCGGGGUCUGUCCAGCGUCCCCCGCGCUCCAGCAGGCACCAGGCCAAGUCUACGGAACGAACUCGAUCCCAAAGACGGGACUUGCUCCUGGACGGGUGGGCGCGGGGAGAAGAACGAGCCGCCACAGAGAGGACGGCCUCAGUUUCCCCAUGAGCCCUGUCUGCCCCCCAUGCAGGAGCAAUUCGGGGACCAGCGGGCCUUUCCUUCUCUCUCGCUGCCCAGGAAACUCCACAGCCCCCACCUGGCAGAGCUCAACUAGCCUGUCCUGCCGGCCCACAGAGGGGCCACUGGUCACCAGGUGCCUCAUUCACAUGGGUCGUGGAACCCUCUCACAGGGGUCAGGAAGGCGGAGGCCCCUGUCUGGGUAGCCCCACCACAGUCCCUCACACCAGCUCCCCUGUUUGUGUCCCGCCAGGUGUGAGCGGCUAUCCUCCUCCUGCAUCCUGACAGUACUCCUGGGAUAGUGCUCUGAGGGACACAGUGCUCUCGGGGGUGGUGCUCCUGGGGGCUGGGAGUGGGUUUUUUAUGUCCAAAUAAAAGUCUUUUCACCAGCUCUUCUGCGUGGAGGCCCGGCGAAGGUGUGACCUGGGGGCGAGCCUCACCCAGGACCCCUGGAGUGCCGGGACCACUCUGGGGCGCCUCUGAGGGAGGAGGGACGCAGGCCCGUUGCCACGGGGAGGAGG
Molecule: messenger RNA, 8249 nt
Organism: Loxodonta africana (African savanna elephant)
Lineage: Eukaryota; Metazoa; Chordata; Mammalia; Proboscidea; Elephantidae
Gene: FUT7
Product: fucosyltransferase 7
Exons: 2
Coding region: 5062-6084 (340 amino acids)
Cellular component (GO): membrane
Molecular function (GO): alpha-(1->3)-fucosyltransferase activity
Source: RefSeq, a predicted model, not a curated record